Messenger RNA from Ectocarpus siliculosus, 2106 nucleotides. NCBI's taxonomy places the organism in Eukaryota, Phaeophyceae, Ectocarpales, Ectocarpaceae. The record is from the annotation of a GenBank genome assembly.
GUGCGGAGCAUGCGCUGUGUUCCCUAGCACGGGCAAUCGUUUGUGUGCUCGGUGGCAGUUCAGGGGGGAGAGAAACCCACAUGGGUCCACGAAAGAAGAGCUAUAACUACGGGACCUUCAUCGCUUCCCCUGGGCAUGGCGCGGAGGAAGAUUAUGGCGGGAACACAGCCAGCUCGUACCAAAGGUUACUGUCGGCGCCCGCGCCGGCUUUUUCAGUUCACCACGACCAAGAAUAUCGCAUCGCCUUGCGAGAAGACGGAAUGUUUGGGCUGCGAUUAACGAAACACGGCGGGGAGGUGGUCCUUUCGGAGAUGGACGACGAUGUAGCACGGGCUCGUGGGUUGUGCGAGGGCGACGUAGUCACACACAUGGAUGGCGAACCGCUUCUCGGCUCGUUGAAAGCCGCCGCUGAAUGCAUGGACCAAGCGGGAGAUUCGCUGUCGCUCCGAGUCCAGUCCGGCCACAGCAACUCGCGUACCGGGGAUGGUCCGAGGAAGGCCAAGUAUCAUGUUGUGCAACACAUCGUUCGCCAAGGGGACUCUGUCGAAGCCCUCGCUGAGCAGUACGGUGUUACGGCCGACGAAGUCCGCAUAUGGAACCGGAAAUAUUUUCCCGUGGGAGAGCCUGGAUGCCUUUGCCCGGGGCAGGUAUUGACCCUGCGCGACACUACGGCAGACCAGGCGAAGGACCGAAAUAGGGCGAGCCUGGAUUCAACCGCUCGCAGACGAAAAUCGGAAGGAGAUGGUGCGAGGAAGCGGAUGCUGUACCAAGUGCGCGAGGGGGACUCGCUCAAGUCGAUAUGUGCGCGGUUGAAGCUGAAGGAGGGGGAGGUGCGUGGGCUGAACCGUGGCGUGUUCCCUGUGGGAGAGGCGGGGGUGGUACUUCCUGGCCAAACGUUGACAGUCUUCGCGGAAGAUUGUGACAUCCUCGUCACCGAGGAAGGGAGUGGACAUUCGACAGAGGAGCUAGAUGAACGAGCGUUCAUCCAGGACUUUACUGGGCGCAAGACUAAGCGCUCUUCUUUGAGUCUUGGGAUCCGUGGAGCAGGAGUCAUGGGUUGAUGGGGCAAAGAUGUAGCGUAGAUUAUUGCCAUCGUUUUCGGCACCAGUACUAUCCUUUGCACGGUUUUGUAGGUCACGAAAACGUUCCAUGCGCUGAAAGUUGAACCAGAUGCUGUGUAACGUGGCACCAUACCCCAGGUACUGCAGUACAAGCUGGUUCAGGGUGAAUGCCAGAAAUACGUUUCGCACCACGUGCCGCACGUAAUACCUAGGGCAAGGGAACAGGGUGACAUGCCUGUUUCUUUUCUCGAGGCCAUAGAUUGUGGUGGUGCUAGAGCGGAUGCGCCUCUCGGCCAAUCAGUAGUUUUGAAAUUGAUGAAAAUUAAAUACUUGUACAUGAAUUUCCAUCGUCGUAUAUGGUCAACCUCGGCAUGUUCGCUGCUGUGGCGUCCCCCGUGUUCCAGGAAACACAACGCAACAGAGUGAUACACGUUCUUACUCGAAAGGUGGCAAAAGCAUGUGAUGUUGGCGUCAGAUUUCGAUUUGUUUUUUUGUUUGUAUAUUAUAUUGUACAUUACAACAGUCAGUAUCUCAGAGAGCGCCGUGGUGUUCCUGACGUGGGCAUGGUCCAACCUCGCUCAAAAUUUGUAGGUCAGGAAUAAGUGUUGCAAAUGAAGCACGGUUUUUAGAAAGUUCUCAGCCGACUUUCCGUCUGUUCGUUCCACAGACCGAGACCAGCGCAAUCGGUUUUAAAGUUUUCGGUUGCUGCGUUCAUCAUGGUAGUAUUUCCAAAGUUUGUAUGGGCCACUCAAGCGAAUCGUGUAGCCACACAUUGAGCUCUCACACUUGCUCAAAUACUUUGGGGUCAGUGUGCCCGCGUAAUCGGCUAAAGGGUUCAAUAGAAACGCCACAUGUUCACGCCGUUACUUGAAGUUGCAUCCUGGAAAUUUUCGCAUGAAUACUAUUGGCUUCGCGAACAUUAGGACCAUGGCCUUUGCUUCUUUUUACCCGUUGUCGGGGGUCCCGGGAGGCCCAUGUGUGGCCCCGAAAGAUCAUUUAAAGGUUUGAACUUCCGCUAAGAAAACGUGUGAAAAAUUUAUCGUGU